Hordeum vulgare subsp. vulgare (domesticated barley) is the source of this 1882-nucleotide messenger RNA. Its product is annotated as F-box protein At3g56470-like. NCBI's taxonomy places the organism in Eukaryota, Viridiplantae, Streptophyta, Magnoliopsida, Poales, Poaceae. The transcript is spliced from 2 exons. Gene Ontology annotation, molecular function: protein binding. The record is from RefSeq and is a predicted model, not a curated record. The coding region runs from base 126 to 1703 and encodes 525 amino acids.
AGGGUUCACCCGCAAAAAAAAAAAAAGAAAAAAAAAAGAUUUGAGGGCUCAGAUGUUAAGAGGCGGAGUCGGUCUUUCUCUCGGUCCAGGUUUUGCCUUUGUUUGGAGACCGACGACGGAUAAAAAUGCCUUCUUUGUUUGUCCCGUGCCCGGUCUGGAGUAGAUCCAUGGCCGUCGAUAGUUACCGAGCAGAGCAGGGGAAGCAGAUCGGAACCGGGAUGGAUCGGGCCAAGAGGGCGGUGCCGCCGGCAGCCGCCGAGAGGUACGCCAAGAAGCCCUGCCGCCGCCCAAGCGGCGGAGGCGGCGUGCCGGAGAUCUCCUCCCUCCUCUCCUCGCUCUCCGUCGCCAAGCGCCACUCCCCGGCCGCCGCCCACGACCACGCCCCCCUCAACAAGCGGCCCCGUUACGACCACCAUGACGCCGCCGCCGCCGCCCUCGCCGCCCGGAUGCGAGGGCUGGAGAUCAGCUGCGAGGCGACGGACAUGAAGGAGGAGGAUCCGGACUGGGCGGGCUUCCUGCCGGAGCUGCUCGGUCUCAUCUGCGGCCGGCUCCCUCUCGCCGACGUGCCGCGCUUCGGCGCCGUAUGCAGGCACUGGCGCUCGUGCGCGUUCCCGGUGUACCAGGCCGACGCCGCCCCCGUGCUUCUCAGCGCCACCCUCACCGCCGCCGGCGCCGUACGAUGCUACAGCCCCCACCUGCACAAGACGUUCGUCCUCGCCGCCCCUCCCCUGCCCGAAGGCGGCAGGGUCUUCUCGGCCGCCGCCGGCGGGUGGGUCGUGCUCACCACGCCGGGCAGGACCGUCAUGUUCGCCAACCUGCUGGACGGGUCCGUGCACGAGACGCCCAAGCGGGAGGGCGACGACCGGGGGUUCAUGACCUGCGCGCCGCGCCCCGGCCGCCGCCACGACGGCGUCGACAUUGGCCGCAACAGCAACGGCAGUCCUCCCAAUGUCAAGGGCUGCUGCUUCGACGUGUUCGCCGUCUUCUCCGGUAUGAACACCAUCAGGGUCCAGAGCUGGGGCGGCGGCGGCAGCUGGAAGAGCGUCGAGGAGCAGAGCUGGUUCACAAUGUCAUUCUGCUGCAGCCCGGUGAUGCACAAGGGGAUGCUCUACUGCCUUGGACAAGGGGGCGCUCUAGGGGUCUACGAUCCCGGCAAGGCGACGUGGAGCGCGCUCCCCAAGCCCGCCGGCUUUGGCCGGAAGCUCGCUUACAAGAAUUGCUACCUUGUCGACUCGCGGUCGGAGCUGCUCGCCGUCCUGACGGGCAGCAACGGGGCGCCGCCCAUCCACGUGCUGAGGCUCGACGAGGCGAAGAUGGCGUGGAAGAGGGUGACUUCGUUGGACGGCCGCUCCCUCUUCACCGGAACGACGUCGUCGGUGUCGGUGGCAAAGCCGGGCGUCGAAUCCAUGGCCGACAAGGUGUACCUUCCCAAGUUCUAUGGCCGGCCGCAGGUGAUCCAUGCGGAGCUCGCCGACUCCGAUGGCCGCCUCUUCUUCGUCGCCAAGGCGGCAGAGCGGGAGCAGCAGGGAUUGGUCCCGGCGUCGGGUAGUGGGGAUUACGGCGGCCCCUGGUGCUACGACAUGGAGUCGAACUCCGGCGGGCAAUUCGUGGGCUCCAAGAACCUGCUGCAGUACUUUUGGGUUCAUCUCGGCUGCGCCGCGCCGCCCUCGCCGGAUGAUGAUAAUGAAAUGGUUAUAGACUAACUGGCAUCCAUGGAAGGAUAUCGUUCAUGAAACUGGUCUUGCCAUGUACUCGUAGAAUACUCUGUAAUAAUGGUAUAGUUGCACUAAGGACCAAGAUUGUAUUAUACUUAUCCUUCAAAUCAAAAGGAAAAAAAUUGUAUUAUACUUGCAUAUAUAUCAUCUUAAGAAUUUUCGAACUA